AUGAUGGCGUCGCCAAUGAAACUCUUCUUCUUCGCAUUUUUACAAUGGCUUAUUUUACUCCCUGUGUCUUCAGCGAUGAUUAAUGGCUUUACAACAGUAGUACAAGCUGGGAGAGUAAAUUGCUUCUAUGAAAAAAUCGAUACUAAUAAAUCAUUGGAUAUAGAAUAUCAGGUAAGAAUGUCCUGACUUAUGACUGUGAAGUUUGUCCAUUUAUUUUUAAAUUACGCGUACCUGUGUACUGUCCAGUGCGCUGAAUAAACUUUUGUGUAGUGUAUCCAAAGAUGGUCAGUAGUAAAUGAAACAAUUCGGCAGUUUAACGCUGAAGUUGUAUAUUUACAUCUACAGUUAGCUCUAAAGAAGUUUCCUUGGCAUAACAACUGGAGUUCUCCAAUACUUGACUUGCUGACGACUCCAAAGAUGCAAUAAAACGAAAUUUUAAUAUGAUAUAUAUGUAAGCCUAAGCUAAACUAAGCUUAAUGUUGAUAUUUCCUUGACUGGGUACUCCAUGAACUUAAAUAAAAAUUUUUCUUAGUCAGGUUCCAUUGCUAGGCAACUAUUUAUAUCUUAAAAAACCCUUUUCAUUGCUUAUUAGUGUGCUAAAAUUAAAUCGUGAACCCUUUCAUGAAGUUGAAACUUUGAGAUGUGACUGAUCCCAAUACAGACAUGUAUCUCAAUCUUUGUGAAACACUUACCACAUUCCAAUACAUGAACAAAAGCCUCUUUGCAUUAUUUCACAUAAUUUUACUUAUUACACUUGAAACAAGGGUGAUGUAUCUUUUGUAAAGUAUGUAAUGAUUUUAUAGGUGCCAUAUAUGUGUUUGUUUAUCUUAUAACUUUGUUGGAAAUUUUUGUUCUUUUUUAAAGUUAUCAUUACUCAUUAUAAAAUAUUUUGCCAUUUGUGACUUACUUUAAUCCCCCAGCCGACUCCUCAAAACCAGCUGGCACUGACCAGAUUUUGAAGAUGCAAGCAAUGCAAUGGUAUAUUGUCCCAAUAUACAAUCACAAGCUCGCUUCAAUGUGGCAGCGCGGGAGGCUAGCUGUUUAGGCUUGAUUGAAAUUUAAAGAAAGAGAGAGUUUACCGCAAUUAAUCCGAAGACAAAAUGGCCUAAUCACUGACUCUAACUGAAUGGAAAAAAUGCUAGAAUACACAAAAAAUAUUGCUCGGUGGAUAUCAUCUACCUUUUGAAGAGUAUUUUCAUGGGCAAUAAAAUAUUUGUUCAUAUGCUCAAAAUAUGCCAAAAAACAGGCAAACGUUUUGAAGAAAAUCUACAAGGAGGAUAGACUGUUACGAACUUAGAAAUAUUUUGAAUUGAUUAUAAAACAGUCAUUGAAUUCAGCUUUCAUACGUGACAUGAAGAAUUAUGCAGAUCUCAGAUGCUAUUAUCCAUCUCGGGGCUUUGGCCUCAUUUCAUACUCAGCCUCAUUCAAUAAUUCUGUUGAAUAAGUAUUAAGUUCAAAAAUUCACACCUGAGAUAAAGCAGUGAGUAGGAUAUAUCAUUUUUAUCAGUUCCAACCCUUUCUCGGCGUUGUUCAAGCACUGUUGCCAUCAUCUGAUCCAGUUCCAGUUCUAGUUUUAUUUUUGUUUUUGUCUGAUUAAACUACAAUAAAUUACUCAGUGAUUUUUUUUUUUUGUGGGCCAAGUUUUUUUUAUUUAUUUAUUUCGGACACACAAACAAUAUUACGAUACUUUACAUUUAGAAUCCUUACAAUUAAUUCUAAUUAAUUUUCAGUGAUUUUGUCACCUUUGCGUGUUGCCUCCCUGAUGCAUAAAAAUCCCCAAAGACCCCAAAUAAUUCAUCAAAUGUAUCCUGUAGGGCACAGAGAACGAUCCAUCAAUUUGAAGAUUUUUUUUAUCCUGUUCAAAAUGCCUCGAAACAAGACGCCAUCUUGGCUCGGGUCACAAAACAGUGAAUAGCUAAGGAUAUUCCAAGUUACGGGAGCCAAUCAAAAAGUGCGAAAAUUGCUAUUCACUGAUUUGGUAAAAACUAAAGUUCAAUAUUUUCUUUAAAAUCAGAGUUUCUGUGUUAGCUUUAGAAUAAGCUCAGCAAUAGAUUUUUUUUGUAUUAUGCGCAUUAUUCUAAUGUGGUUGAAGGUAGCAUGUUCAGAGGUAAUAUAUAUUCUUAAAUUUCCCGUGAAUUGACCUAAUUGUCAUCACUAAUACAUUACCAAGCCAAAUCCCUUCAAUAUUAUUUUACACCCAGCUGACUUUGGUAUUUAAUUAAUCUCUUGCACAAUUAUGACCUAAAAAGGAAGAGGGAGAUAGGAAACAGAAUAGUGCUACUUAUCCUGUAUUCUCUUUAAAAUUUGAAAGAGUUUUACACGGUUAUUAAUUUUUAUAUACCAGUAACUACAGAAAUCUCGUGCACACACAUACUAUACAUUUCAAUUUAUAUACUGUGACUCUAAUUACUUAUUCAUCAUUAGGAAUGUUCCUUAGAGAUCAAGUUUAUAUUUUUUUGCCUUAAAAGGUUUAACUCUGAGACACUUGUAUUUGGUGGACUCUUCAGGACUACAGCAAGCUUGUUUUAGCUUAAGAUAGGUUUCUUCCAAAUACAGGUUUGUGUUACAGAAAGCAGGGAAGAUAUAUAUAGGGAGACAGCUUAAUAUGGGGUCAACUUAGCCAGUUUUCACUCUAUAACCUUUGACUUGUUUUAAUAUCAAGGUUGUUGAAGGAGGUGGAGAAAUGGACAUUAGCUUUCAAGUAGUAUCACCCAAUGGAGUUGUGCUAGUGAAUGAUGAAAAGAAAGGAGACGAGGUGCAUAGUAUUGUAACAAGUGAACCUGGUGUCUACUCAUUCUGCUUUGAUAAUUCAUUCAGUACUCUGGCACAGAAAGUUGUGUAUGUGGACUUAGGUCUCGAUACUUCUGAUGAGGAUUCCUGGGUCAAGUCAUUAGAAGAAGGUGACUUUGACGGUACUGAAUUGCAAAUAGAGAGCAUUAGGGUAUGUUAUUUUUAGCCCGUCAGCUUCUUGUAGUGUCUAUAUCUCUUUACAGUAAACCCGGCGUAGUCAAUUGAGCGUUCAGUAAUAUUUAUUGAACCCAAUGGAACUCACCCCAAAAUUUUCCUAUUGAAGACAAUCAAACGUGCGGAAAUCGAACUCUGCAACAAUCGAACAUAAAACCAGUUUCAUCUGGUUUCAAACAAGGCGUAGUGGGUAGGAGUAGUGGGUGCAAGAAAGAACGGGGCGGGUAAGGGAUACAGCCUCUCCUCGUGUGUCUCCCUCUCGUGCGCCCCUUCUUUCUUGUGUCCAAAUACUUCCAAGCACCUACUGCUAUGCAGGCUAGUAAUGAGCCGGUAGUGCUAGUAAUGACUAUUUUGAAAAUGCUCUACGUUUUUGCGUGUGUUCAGAUCGAGUUACGGUGUCCUUUUCUAAUCGAAACUUUGUCAAAGACGGUUUGGCUAGUAUCCUAAGAAUAUCUCUGGGUGGUAUUGUUUCGGGAAGGAAUUUUACAUUGUUUAAUUGGGCCAUUCAUGCUUCCCAGUAUUAAUUGUGAAUUGAUCUAUUUUGAAUCACUUUAACAACAAAGAUUUUAGUUAAUUCAAUUAUUUUUUAUUUCAAACUGCUUCACGUAUAUAGUGGAGGGAGAUAUUUCCGAUUCAAUUGAAACUGGAUGCAUUUUGUCUUUCUGCCAAACACAAUUGAACUAAUCGUGUCGAUUGAGUUCGGUGAUCAAACUCACCAAAAAGUUCCAGUUUGAUCAUGUUCGAUGACCAAACCAGUCGAACAACAAUCCAACCAAUUGGGUUCGAUUGAGUUUGAUUGAUUUUUGGUUCGAUCUCGUUCAAUUGACUUCGCCGGGAGUAAAUGCUUGAAUUUAAUCAUGGGGGGUGGGGGGGGGAAUUAUUAAAUUUUAGUCAAGGGUUAGGUGCUAAUUCAAAGGUCCAUGCCUAUUUUGUUUUUCAAAAUUUUGGCCUCAAAAUAACAUUGUCUUUAUUGCCAGAAAAUACACACUGUAAGUCAGUAAACUAGAACAUAUCUGUAAAAAAGAUGUACAAGUCUGUGUGCAUUAAUUGCUAUCAAUUAAUGCCCACAGUCAAACAAUUGUCAAGUUCAGUUAAGUCAGGAAAUGGCAUAUAUGAGUUUGCCUUUGAAGCUAGAAUCAUGACCAUAAAAAGAAGCCGUGCAUAAACAUUUGUUAUUAUUUAUGAGGCUAGUAAAAUUUUCUUCUAGUGUUGCAAGGUUAAAUCAAGUUUUGAAAACAUGUGAAAUCUUUGUCAUAUUUGUUGUGAGCUCUAGCAAAACAAAAGUUAUAUAAAAAUUAUCAGUUGUGUCAAAAUUGCACAAGCAAGAUGACAUUAAGAAGCGAAAAGGUACUUAAAAAAGCCCUUAGAUACAAAGCCUGCGAGCAAGCUCCCUGUGGCAGUCUGGCAGUUGGGUGGGAAAAGAAAGGAGAACUUGCAACAACGUCUCUGGAAUUGGAUGACAUUUUUGCUCAUUUCUGCUUCACUCUCAUGAUUGGAAAUUGCACAGCUCAGUUGAUGGAGAGCCCCAGGGGAAUUGGAGGCGGAUUUCAAAUUCUAGAGACAUAGUUGCUUGCUCUUCUUCCUUUUCCUGCCCCGCCACCAGAAUGCCCCUGAAAGCUUGCUCGCAGGCUAUAAGAUACUGUAUAGAUAACUUUCUAACAUGAUAACUUUUUAGAGCACUCUCAAACACACUCUCAAAAUUAAUGGGCUAGACACUAUCUGUGAGCUCUCCAGCCCAGCCCAAGUGAGUGGGGCAGGGGUUCUUUUUUGGACCAAUUUCAGAGGCUGUCUUGCUAUCCAAUAAUGCACUGCCUUGAUGGGGGUCAUAUUAAGAACCCUUAAAAAUGAUCAGUAAGUUUUGAAAAAAAAAUCAGUUGGAGUUAUAGUUUGCAGAGUCCUUUGGUAAUCAGUUUUAAAUGGCAGUCCAUUCAUGUCCUUCAAGCAGAUUUCCUCUGUUUCCUUUUUGUGAAUUAUUUUAAACUUUAAAACUCAUAUUUAUGAAUAUAAUAUGGACAAAGUCCAUCAGCUAAUUGAGUAAUAAUAUUUUAAUUUUCAGUGGACAAAAACCUUGUACGAGAAUAAUUUACACAAUAUUGAAUACUUUUUAACAUUUUUCAAGAGCUAUAGAUGUAAUUAGUUAUCUGUAAUAACACCAAAGAAAAUUUCGCAUGAGAUCCCGGGAAAAUGAACGUCAAAUUUCAGAAAAUGACAUCUUACAGUGAGUUUUCACGAUUCUUUUGCAAUUUGACAAUUUUUUUCUUGGGCUCCCAUGAGGAAUAGUCUUUGGUGUCAUAACGCAUAACUAAAAUUAUUAUAUCUAUAGCCCUUGCAAAAUGUAAAAAUGAAUUAUAUUACUCUGGUACAAGGUUUUUGUCCACUGUAAAUUGAAAAUUACUCAAUUUCCAACUUUGUGUUAUCAAGAUAAUUAUUGUAAUAAUUAUAUGUGUGACUUAAUUCUUUCUCACUCUCUUUCAUUGACAGAAUACCCUUGCAAAUAUCAAAGACACACUUGAGAAAGCACAGCAUUACCAGGCCUACUUGACUAAAAAGAAUUUCAAGAGUCAUGCUAUUGUCAGUAGAAGCUCAAGCAGGGUUUUUUGGUGGUCACUUAUACAAAGUAUUGCUCUCAUUGGAGUGGGUAUUUGUCAAGUUUUAAUUGUAAAGAAUUUCUUUGGAACUGGUAAAACUAACCAGAGGAUUUAG
Messenger RNA from Porites evermanni, 5667 nucleotides. Lineage: Eukaryota; Metazoa; Cnidaria; Anthozoa; Scleractinia; Poritidae. The record is from the annotation of a GenBank genome assembly.